GUCUUUUCUUUUAUUUAAUACAGUGUAUGCAUUGUACAUUACAGGGCAUUACAUUCAAAGCUUCAAUGUUUGUGCAGUUAACACAUUUGACCUGAGGUGGCACUGUGUGCUAUGUAAAAACGAAAACCAUUACAGUGUAAAAGGGGAAUACCUAUCAAUCAUACUAUUCUGUUUUCAUUUACAGCCCCUAGAUACAUUAGUAGCAUCAGGGUUAAAAAUGACAAAUCAAGUAGUUAUCUAAAGUCGUGUUUUAGAUGCAGAGUUAGACAAAUCUACAAGCAGACUGCAUACUGCUUAGAUGUGAACAGUGCACUUCAUACGCCUCCUCUUGCAAAAGUGAAAAGGUUAUAUUUUUUGUAACGCUGUUAAAAAGACACAAAUUCUUUAGCCAAGAAAAGCAGUGGUACGGGCAAACACAAGUUCAGAUUGAAAUAACUUCCAUGCUAAGGCUCAGGAGUGCAGACAAUGUGCUCAUUCACAGGUCCUUACCUCAGUCUUCGUAAUCACAGCUCAGCCCAGUUAAUCCAAAGGAAUUCAACGCAAAGCACAAACAGAACUGACUCAAGCAGCAGCACAGUCAAACCCUUAUGCUAUGGAACAUAUAGGGUUAUGGCAACAAGUUUCCAGUCACUGAUUCUCCAUGUUACAUAAUGAUCAGUCACAUUUUACUGCAUCAGACAAUGCAUUGAGUCUAUAUAGAAAUGCAAAAACUGGUUUACUCCUAUUCAUGGCAGUCACCAUUAAACGUAUUUUUGUUUCUGAAGAAUGUGGAGUAAAUAGCUUUCCGAAUCGAACCUAUGCUUUUUAAUGGCACUAACAUGUAGUGCUGCAUAUCUAUAGCUUGCAUGUGUUGUUCUACCUUGAUUCCUGUCCAAUCUUAAUUCACAAGCAGUGAAUCACAUCUAGUUCAUACUAGUAGACAGCACAAACCUAGCUGCUGUAGGUAAUGUGAUGCCACCAUUCAAUAGACUGAAGCUACAUCCUCUCUCUCCUCCCAGCUCAUUUCCUUUGCAAUUCACAGGCUUGAAUAGUCUCAUUGACUGGAGCCAGAGGAAUGUGGUGUUUGUGUCACUCUGCUGUGAAAAUGAAUUUAGUUUAAACUGGAACGCAGCAAAGUGUUUGGGUUUUUUUCUCUCGGACAGGUCUCCUAAAGAUCUGUGGGCUGCUGUGUAGUUUUGUCAUCUUUCACAGCAGUUCUAAGUUAACUUUUGAACACAGUGAUCCAUCCUCUUGAGGAGGCAAACAGUGGCAGUGACAGAAUCUGGUGUGCAGUAAACCACUCAGUCAACUAUGAGGGCCAGGCUGCUUUUCAUCCUGGUGGUUGCUACAGCUUUCCUGCUGGACUUCGCUCAGUGCCAGAAAAAGGAAAAAGAAGAACCAAGGCCGACAGCAGAGAAAAAGAAAAAGGAGAAAGCCAAACCGGCUGGCGCUAAAACAGCAAAGCCUGUACUGAAGAAGACCAAAGCCACACCCAAGCCGACCCUGCCCCCAACCCCGCCCCCUGCCCCUUCCCCUCCAGUCCUGACCCAGGUGCUGGAGCGGGGGAAGUUCCAGAAAGUGGGAGACUCACUGACCGUGCAGGCAGGGGACACUCUAGAUCUACGCUGCAAGGGCAAGCCUGUGGAGUGGGCUUUCCCAGACUACCUGGAGGAGGAGCAUGAAGGCAGGCUCAGGGUUAUACAGCAUCUCAAGUACAGCUCUCUGAUACUAGUGAACUCAACUGGGGCAGACACAGGAGAGUAUAUUUGCUACCCAAUGUACUGUGAGGACAGUGACUGCAGGAGGGAGUACGACAGAGCAGCCAAAACUUUCAUCUUCUUUUCAGACCCGCAGGAGCUGUUUGUCCCGUCGGCGGAGUACUACGAGGUGGUACAACUGCGCACCAACAGGCCCGCCACGCUGCCGUGUCAGGUGACCUCGCCCGAUGCCACGGUUACGCUGCACCGCGAGUUCCCCCCUGAGGAGGUGAAGGUGGACGGGGUGGAGAUCUCCUUCAACCUGAAGAAGGGCUUCAUCAUCCACCGGCCCAAAGCCCACCAUGCCGGCUCGCUCUUCUGCAUGGCCAGCUACCGGGGCCUGCGACAGAUAUCCACCAAGUACAUGCUCAUUUACGUCAACUAUCCAGUUGCUCCCCCUUCUCCGACAAUCAAAGCGUCUCUGAGUACAGUUCAUGCUGAUCAGAAUCUGCAGGUGACCUGCACAGUGCUCGGAGAGGCGGAGGUGGUCAUUGAUUUCACCUGGGAGUACCCAGGACAAAAGAUGGGCAGGCCGCCCUACACCCAGGACAGCACCUGGACGUUGCGCUCGGGGGGGCAGACGCGGCAGCAGUCCGAGACGGUUCUCAUGGUGGACGGGGUGAGGGCCGUGGACCAGGGCACCUACACCUGCACUGCCAGCAACCUGGCCGGCUCCACCAGCGUGUCCACCACCGUCACUGUGCUGCCGGCACAGACAGCCAGGUCCAGACACCACUGA
Polyodon spathula (Mississippi paddlefish) is the source of this 2475-nucleotide messenger RNA. RefSeq names its product platelet-derived growth factor receptor-like protein. Bases 1291 to 2475 code for a protein of 394 amino acids. The record is from RefSeq and is a predicted model, not a curated record. The transcript has 6 exons. Lineage: Eukaryota; Metazoa; Chordata; Actinopteri; Acipenseriformes; Polyodontidae.